This is a messenger RNA of Abrus precatorius (Indian licorice), 2436 nucleotides long. RefSeq names its product two-pore potassium channel 3. The record is from RefSeq and is a predicted model, not a curated record. Gene Ontology annotation, cellular component: plant-type vacuole membrane. Gene Ontology annotation, molecular function: potassium ion leak channel activity. Gene Ontology annotation, biological process: potassium ion transmembrane transport; stabilization of membrane potential. Bases 438 to 1748 code for a protein of 436 amino acids. NCBI's taxonomy places the organism in Eukaryota, Viridiplantae, Streptophyta, Magnoliopsida, Fabales, Fabaceae. The transcript is spliced from 2 exons.
UCAAGGUAAUUUAAAAGCCUUAUCCCUACCAUAUCUCACGAUUUCAUUUGGACCACUCGCCCACGAUCCAACAAGAAGCGCGUGAGUGUAGCAUCACAUCUUCCCCUGAAUGAGUGGCACUGACAUCAUAGUUAACAUAGUAACCCCUACACGUCGACACCUUCCCAUAUUCAUGUGAUCAUGUACCUAAGUUAUGUACUUUCAUUUUUCUUUCUUCUCUCUGUCUCUGUCUCUGUUAUAACUUCCAUCCCCACUUGAAUCAUCAAAAGCUGUAACCGAAAGCUCAAAACUUUCGCUGCUUUCUCCGCGUUUCACUUAUGGUAACACAAAUUUCCUCGAUUCUGAAACCGACCCGUAUUAGUUAAACGUUUUCAUUCUUCAAAGUCACCGCCUUUCCUCACAGAUACCUCAAAACAUCGGUUUCAGAGAAUACCAUUAUGGAGGAGCCUCUGCUUCCAUAUUUCAGCCCCAGAAAGAAGCCUUCACCAUUGGCACCGCAGCUUUGUCCUUUGCCAGAACAUGAUGAGAUGGUUCUUCCUUUGACCCCUUCGCAGUUCAAGGAUCGCCUCAUAUUUGGCCCUUCUUGUGCCUCACCAAGGGACCCUUCACCUUUGGCUGAGGCAUUAACACUUUCUUAUAAUUCCCCCAAAUGUGCUUCUUCUUCCUCCACCACACAGGACUUAGCAUCGGCACUCUUUGAUUCGCAACAGUCCCAACAACAACAACAACAACAACAACAGCAGCAGCAACACUCCUCUUGGCUCCUUGACCCCAAUUAUUCAUGGAGAAAAACCAACCUUCAUCGCUCCAAAACUGCACCAGCUAUGGCUGUGAUCAGCGAUUUCAAUCACCAACCCACUGUGAAAAGACCCCAAUUUGGUAGCCAGUCUAUUGUGCACCAGGCUUUUAUUCUUCUUGUUCUUUAUUUGGCUCUAGGGGUGGUAAUAUAUUGGUUCAAUCGGCAUAAUUUUUCAGCAACUGAGACUCAUCCUGUAGUGGAUGCAUUGUAUUUUUGUAUAGUGACCAUGUGCACAAUAGGAUAUGGUGACAUUACUCCCAAUAGUACUGCAACAAAGCUUUUCUCUAUAUUGUUUGUGUUGGUUGGUUUUGGUUUUAUUGACAUAUUGCUCAGUGGGAUGGUUAGCUAUGUUCUUGAUUUGCAGGAGAGUCAUUUGUUGAGGGCAGUGAAGGGUAGGGGAGAAAAGGAUGGGAGGUCUUAUAUAGUUGAUGUGAAGAAAGGGAGGAUGAGGAUUAGGUUGAAGGUGGGGUUGGCAUUGGGGGUUGUGGUGCUUUGUAUUGGAAUAGGUGUGGGGGUUAUGCAUUUUGUGGAAAGGCUUGGAUGGUUGGAUUCUUUUUAUCUUUCAGUUAUGUCUGUUACCACUGUUGGGUAUGGAGACCAUGCAUUCAAGACCUUGCAGGGUCGAAUCUUUGCUGCAAUUUGGUUGCUUGUGUCAACGCUUGCAGUUGCCCGAGCAUUCCUCUAUUUGGCUGAGGCAAGAGUGGAUAAGCGACAUAGGACGAUGGCAAAGUGGAUUCUUGGUCAGGAUAUGACUGUUUCUGAGUUUCUUGCUGCAGACAUAGACAAUAAUGGCUUUGUGAGUAAAUCAGAAUAUGUUAUAUACAAGCUCAAGGAGAUGGGAAAAGUAUCUGAGAAAGACAUCAUGCAGGUUAGCGAGAAGUUUGAUAGACUAGAUGCCGGCAACUGUGGAAAAAUAACUCUUGCGGAUCUCAUGGAGAAUCACAAUUGAUGAGCUCAGUGUGGCCAUUCAAGAGACAAGGGAAUUAGAUUUCUUCAAUGUUGUCAAUUAGUGAGAAUUUAGAGAAGGGGGUGACAGAUUUUCGGGUAGCAUGCUGGCGAGUGGACUGCAGUUGAAGGGAACUUUCUUCAUUUGUGGGUUGGGAGGGAUAUUAGAUUCACAAGUUGCAUGCUGGAGAUUUUCCCUCCACCCUUCUGCCAUGGUCAUUAACUCAAUGAGGCAUAUUGACUGUGAAUGGUGGUGAAUUUUUGGGUUCUUUUGCCUGAAUUUCACAAAUUAUUUAGAAGAUGGUAAGUAAUUGACCUUGCCAUAAUUCGGGUAUAACCAAUCACAAUAUUGUCAGGUUGAUGAGAUGGCUUGUGGUAAUGGAGGGGACAAUUUUGAUUGGUUAAAUAGUUAUUUUUGUACAUAUUCUUUUUUGAAAAUCAAUUGCAUUAAUUCUUUAGCAUCUUCUUUCCGGUGAGCUUUUGUGUGUUAAGGCUCUCUUGGUUAAUUGCACAAUAAUGUGGAACAUCUUGGUGACUUUCGUCUACUGUCUUUGCCAAGAUGAUUGGAUUAGCUACAUUUGUAAUAAAAUAUCCGUCUUAUAAAUUCUGAGUUCAGUAAAGAUAUUUGAACAGACUUGAAAUCACAUAUUUCCAGGUCAUCAGAUAAUACAUCCAGUAGGAAUUGUUUAUGG